CUGGACUCGCCCUGCACGCGCAGUUUCCUGAAUACGCAGAAGCGGAUUGCGUGGAGAGACGAUCACCCCGCGGCGCGUGAGUUUCCCUUUAUCUUCCAUACCAGGGGCUCGGAGUCGCUAUAGACCUCGAAAUCCCUGCACCGCCCUGUGCACCUCAGGAUUGACUUGUAAAGACUCAUGGUACCUGAGGAAGAAGCCUGGAAGAGGAGAAAGAGUAAAGAAAAGGAAUCAGCAAUGGCUUUUACUCAGAGUCCUUUGACAUUCAAGGAUGUGGCCGUAGAAUUCUCGCAGGAGGAGUGGAAAUGCCUGGACUCUGCUCAGAGGGCUUUGUACAAGGACGUGAUGUUGGAGAACUACAGGAACCUGGUCUCCCUGGCAGGAAACUCUCUUCCUGACCUGAGUGUUAUCUUCAUGUUGGAACAAGGGGAAGAGCCUUGUACUCUGCAAAGUCAAGUGAAUAUAGCAAGAAAACCAAAUGGGCAGGAAUGGAUCAAAGGUAUGAACACAGGAAUCUCUCCUAAAUCUCUAAUCAAGCAGUUGUCACCAAAAGGGGACAGUAAUAUAAGAGAAAUAUUCCAGACAGUGACAUUGGAAAGAUAUGAAAGGCGUGAUACCAAAGAUUUUUGCUUCAGGGAAAUGCAGAAAAGUACACAUGUCUCUGAGUGUCAGUGGAGAGAAGAUGAAAGACAUUACAAAGGAGUGCAUAUCACCCGUAACGAAAACCUCACUGGCGGAAGCGAUCAAUAUGGUGGAAGAGAUGUGGGAAACAAUCCUGUUAAAAACCAGCAUCGAUUAAGCUUUCAAUCAGAUGUUCCUGAACUGCGGCUAUUUCAAACUGAAGGAAAAAUUUAUGAAUGUAAUCCUGUUGAGAUGCCUUUGAACAAUGGUUCCUUAGUUUCACCACCCCAAAUAAAUCCUUCUAAUGUCAAAAAUGACAUUUCUCAUGAAUAUGAAAAUGAUUUUAUGGAUUCUUUAGUAUUCAGACAAGAACAGAAAGCAACCAUGAGGACAAAACAUUCCAAAUAUAAUGAGCAUGUAAAGGCCUUUAACCAAGGCUCACACCAUACUAUGUAUCAAAUAAUCCAUACUGGAGAGAAACAAUUUAAAUGUGAUAUAUGUGGUAAGGUCUUUAAUAAAAAAGCAGUUCUAAUAUGUCAUAAAAGAAUUCACACUGGAGAGAAACCUUACAAAUGUAAUGAAUGUGGCAAGGUGUUCAGUCAGCAGUCAAACCUUGCAAGUCACCGGAGAAUUCAUACUGGAGAGAAACCUUACAAAUGUCAUGAAUGUGGCAAAGUAUUUAGUAAGGAUUCACACCUUGCAAGUCAUCGGAGAAUUCAUACCGGAGAGAAACCUUACAAAUGUCAUGAAUGUGGCAAGGUGUUCAGUCAGAAUUCACACUUUGUACGCCAUCAGAGAAUUCAUACGGGAGAGAAACCUUACAAAUGUAAUGAAUGUGGGAAGGUGUUCAGCCAACAUUCAAACCUUGCAAGUCACUGGAGAAUUCAUACUGGAGAGAAACCAUACAAAUGUAAUGACUGUGGCAAGGUGUUCAGUAAGGAUUCAUACCUUGCAAGUCAUCGGAGAAUUCAUACUGGAGAGAAACCUUACAAAUGUAAUGAUUGUGGCAAGGUGUUCAGUCAACAUUCAAACCUUGCAAGUCAUCGGAGGAUUCACACUGGAGAGAAACCUUACAAAUGUAAUGAAUGUGGCAAGACGUUCAGUCAACAUUCACAUCUUGCAUGUCAUCGGAGAAUUCAUACUGGAGAGAAACCUUACAAGUGUCAUGAUUGUGGCAAGGUAUUCCGUCAACAUUCAUAUCUUGGAAGUCAUCGGAGAAUUCAUACUGGAGAGAAACCUUACAAAUGUAAUGAGUGUGGCAAGGUGUUUAAUCAACAUUCAUACCUUGCAAAGCAUCGGAGAAUUCAUACUGGAGAGCCUUCUAACAAAUGUAAUACAUGUGGUAAAGUGUUCAGUAAAAAUGCAAGCCUUGUACAACAUCUAUUAAUUCACACUGGAGAGAAACCUUAUAAAUGCAAUGAGUGUGGCAAAGCUUUUCCUUUACAUUCAAGGCUUACUAACCAUCAGUUAAUCCAUAGUGGAGAGAAACCUUACAAAUGUAAUGAAUGUGGCAAGGGUUUCAGUUACAAGUCAUCCCUAGCAAAUCACUGGAAAAUUCAUACUGGAGAAAAACCUCACAAGUGUAAUGAAUGUGGCAAAGCCUUUAGUCUGCAGUCAACACUUCUUAAGCAUCAGGUAAUCCAUACUGGAGAGAAACCUUACAAAUGUAAUGAAUGUGGCAAGGCCUUUAAUCAACGCUCACACCUUACUGUACAUCAAAUAAUCUGUAGUGGAGAGAAACGAUUUAAAUGUGAUAUAUGUGGGAAGAUCUUCAAUAAAAAAGCAGUUCUUGUAUGUCAUCUGAGAAUUCACACUGGAGAAAAACCUUACAAAUGUAAUGAAUGUGGCAAGUUCUUCAAACAUAAUUCACACCUUGCACAACAUCAGAGAAUUCAUUCUGGAGAGAAGCCUUACAAAUGUAAUGUAUGUGGCAAGUUCUUCAAACAUAAUUCACACCUUGCACAACAUCAGAGAAUUCAUUCUGGAGAGAAACCUUACAAAUGUAAUGAAUGUGGCAAAGGCUUUAGUUACAAGUCAUCCCUAGCAAAUCACUGGAGAAUUCAUACUGGAGAGAAACCUUACAAGUGUAAUGAAUGUGGCAAAGCUUUUAGUUUGCGAUCAACACUUAUUAAGCAUCAGGUAAUCCAUACUGGAGAGAAACCUUACAAAUGUAAUGAAUGUGGCAAGGUAUUCAGUCAACAUUCAAGCCUUGCAUGUCAUCGGAGAAUCCACACUGGAGAGAAACCUUACAAAUGUAAUGAAUGUGGCAAGAUGUUCAGUCAACAUUCACAUCUUGCAUGUCAUCGGAGAAUUCAUACUGGAGAGAAACCUUACAAAUGUCAUGAAUGUGGCAAGGUUUUCAGUCAACAUUUAUAUCUUGCAAAACAUCGGAGAAUUCAUACUGGUGAGAAACCUUACAAAUGUAAUGAAUGUGGCAAGGUAUUCAGUCAACAUUUAUACCUUGCAAAACAUCGGAGAAUUCAUACUGGUGAGAAACCUUACAAAUGUAAUGAAUGUGGCAAGGUAUUCAGUCAACAUUCAUAUCUUGCAAAGCAUCGAAGAAUUCAUACUGGAGAGAAUCCUAACAAAUAGAAACCUUACAAAUGUAAUGAGUGUGGCAAAGCCUUUUCUUUACAUUCAAGGCUUACUGACCAUCAGUUAAUCAAUAGUGGAGAGAAACCUUAUAAAUAUAAUCAGUGUGACAAGGGCUUCCAUUACAAAUCAUCUGUAGGAAAUCAUUGGGGAAUUCAUACUGGAAAGCAACCUUACAACUGUAGUGAAUGUUGCAAGGUGUUUCCUUGCAGUUCAAGCCUUGCACGACAUCUGUUAAUUCAUACUAGUGAGGAUCUUUACAAAUGUAAGGAGUGUGGCAAAAUCUGCAGUCAAAAAUCACACCUUGCAAACCAUCGGAGAAUUCAUACUGGAGAGAAACCUUACAAGUGUAAUGAAUGUGGCAAAGCCUUUAGUGUGCGAUCAACACUCACUAACCAUCAGGUAAUCCAUACUGGAAAAAAGCCUUACAAGUGUAAUGAGUGUGGCAAGGUCUUCAGUCGCAAUUCACACCUUGUACUUCAUCGGAGAAUUCAUACUGGAGAGAAACCUUACAAGUGUAAUGAGUGUGGUAAAGCCUUUAGAGUGUCUUCAAGCCUUACAAACCAUCGGAUAAUCCAUACUAGAGGAAAACCUUACCUGUGGAGUGAAUGUGGCAAGUUCUUCAAUCACAAUUUAGAACUUGAACAACAAUGGAGAAUUUAUACUGAAGAGAAACCUUACAAGUGUAAUGAGUGUGGCAAAGCCUUUAGUGUGAGAUCAACACUUACUAACCAUCAGGUGAUUCAUACUGGAGAGAAACCUUACAAGUGUAAUGAAUGUGGCAAGGUUUUCAGUCGCAAUUCAUACCUUGCACUUCAUUGGAGAAUUCAUACUGGGGAGAAACCUUACAAAUGUAAUCAGUGUGGCAAAGCAUUUAGUGUGCGUUCAAAUCUCACCAGACAUCACAUAAUCCAUACUGGUGACAAACCUUUCAAAUGUAAUGAAUGUGGCAAAUCAUUUUAUCAACGUUCACAUCUCAAUAGACACAAUAUAACCCAUACCGGAGAGAAACCUUACAAAUGUAAUAAAUGUGGCAAGUUCUUCAACUGGAAGGACUCUCUCACCAAACAUCAGAAAGCACACAUUAGGGAAAAAUGUUACAAAUGUAAUGAGUGUGGCAAGGCCUUUAAUCAGAGCUCCCACCUCACUAGACAUCAGACAAUUCAUACUGGAAAGAAACCAUAUAAAUGUGUUGUAUGUGGCAAGGUCUUCAGUCAAAAUUCAAACCUAGCAAGUCAUCGUAGAAUUCAUACUGGAGAGAAACCUUACAGAUGUGACGAUUGUGGCAAGGUCUUCAGUCAGAAUUCUCACCUUGAAAAUCAUCAGAGAAUUCAUACUGGAGAGAAGCCUUACAAAUGUAAUGAAUGUGGCAAAGCCUUUAGUGUGCGUUCAAGCCUAAUGAGUCAUCAGGUAAUCCAUACUGGAGAGAAACCUUAUAAAUGUAAUGAAUGUGGCAAGGCUUUUAUCCAAAGUUCAAAACUUGUAAUACAUCACAGAAUUCAUACUGGAGAGAAACCACACAAAUGUGAUGAAUGUGGUAAAGCGUUUAUCCAAAACUCUAGUCUGGUGGACCAUCAGAGAACUCACACAGGAGAGAAACCAUACAAAUGUAAUGAGUGUGGCAAAGCCUUUAUUGUGCGUUCAAGCCUGACUAACCAUCAAGUAAUCCAUACUGGAGAGAAACCUUAUAAAUGUAAUGAGUGUGGAAAGGCUUUUAUUAAGCGUUCACAACUUAAGCAUCAUGAGAGUAUUCAUACUGGAGAGAAGCCAUACAAAUGUAUUGAAUGUGGCAAGUCCUUUAGGCAGUGGUCUCACAUCAGGAUUCACCAAAGAAUUCAUGCUGGAGAGAAACCUUACAAAUGUGAAGAGUGUGGCAAGGCCUUUACGCAGGGCUCACACCUCAGUAAACAUAAGAUAAUCCAUACUGGAGAGAAGCCAUAUAAAUGUGAUAUAUGUGGCAAAGUCUUCAGCCAAAACUCACACCUUUCAAGUCAUCGGAGAAUUCAUACUGGAGAGAAGCCUUACAAAUGUAAUGAGUGUGGGAAAGCCUUUAGUGUGCGUUCAAGCCUAACUUACCACCAGGUAACCCAUACUGGAGAAAAACCUUACAAAUGUAAUGAGUGUGGCAAGGCCUUUAUCAAGCGAUCCCAUCUUAGACGUCAUGAUAGAAUUCAUACUGGAGAGAAGCCAUAUAAAUGUAUUGAAUGUGGCAGGUCCUUUAGGCAGUGGUCUGACAUCAGUAUUCACCAAAGAAUUCAUGCUGGAGAGAAACCUUACAAAUGUGGUGAGUGUGGCAAGGCCUUUACUCAGGGAUCACACCUCACCACACAUCAGAUAAUCCAUACUGGGGAGAAACCGUAUGAAUGUGAUGUGUGUGGUAAGGUCUUCAGUCAAAAUUCACACCUUGAAAGUCAUCGUAGAAUUCAUACUGGAGAGAAGCCUUAUAAAUGUGAUGUAUGUGGCAAGGUCUUUAGUCAAAAUUCACACCUGGUAAAUCAUCGGAGAAUUCAUACUGGAGAGAAACCAUACAAAUGUAGUGAAUGUGACAAAGCCUUUAGUGGGCUUUCAAGCCUGACUAAACAUCAGGUAAUCCAUACUGGUGAGAGACCUUACAAAUGUAAUGAAUGCGGUAAGGCUUUUAGCAGGUGUUCACAUCUUAGGCUUCAUGAGAAAAUUCAUACCGGAGAGAAGCCAUACAAAUGUAUUGAAUGUGGCAAGUUCUUUAGGCAAUGGUCUGACCUCAGGAUUCACCAAAGAAUUCAUUCUGGAGAGAAACCUUACAAAUGUCUUAAGUGUGGCAAAGCCUUUACAAGGGGCUCACACCUCACUAAUCAUCAGAUGGUUCAUGCUGGAGAACCUUACAAAUGUACUGAAUGUAGUAAAGCUUUUAAGCAUGGCUCAAAACUCAGGGUCCAACAAAUAACUCACACUUAUAAAUGCAAUGAAUACAGCAGAUGUUUGAAGUAGUGCUCACUGCUCAUUAGAUGUAAGAAUAUUCAUCCUGGAGAGAAACCACACAAAUGUAAUGUGUGUGGCAAGGAUUUUUCCUA
Cynocephalus volans (Philippine flying lemur) is the source of this 6260-nucleotide messenger RNA. Its product is annotated as zinc finger protein 208-like. The record is from RefSeq and is a predicted model, not a curated record. Gene Ontology annotation, biological process: regulation of DNA-templated transcription. Lineage: Eukaryota; Metazoa; Chordata; Mammalia; Dermoptera; Cynocephalidae.